This is a messenger RNA of Pseudocercospora fijiensis CIRAD86, 369 nucleotides long. RefSeq lists its product as uncharacterized. The coding region runs from base 1 to 369 and encodes 122 amino acids. The transcript has a single exon. Lineage: Eukaryota; Fungi; Ascomycota; Dothideomycetes; Mycosphaerellales; Mycosphaerellaceae. The record is from RefSeq and is a predicted model, not a curated record.
AUGGACCCAGAAAGCAAUUUUGAUGUGGACCCGGACAUCGCGGCUGCGAUGGGCUUCGGCGGCUUCGGCUCUCAGACCAAAGGAAAGCGCAAGUUCGACUCCAAUGAUGGCUUCGUCGGCAAAGCUCCAUCAGCUACAGGUGCCAAUAGCAUGCCGAUGAGAGAUCACAAGACUGUCAAAGUCGUCCAGGGAAGUGAGAGCUUUGAAAACUUGCAGCGCGGCACGACUCUGGUGCCCUACGAUCCCAAAACACAAGAAAGUCCGAACUUGGAAAGUCUUCGAUAUGGCGUGCGAAACACCAAAGGCGACAUGGUCUACUUUCUCCCAAGCUUUCUCGAGAAUCCUUGGGCAGGUCUCAGGGCACGAUGA